GUAGUGCCUGGAAAAAUAUGAAUGGUUUACUCGUUACGAAGGUAGUAGUUGAACGUACAUGUACGUACGUGGACAAAGGGUAGUUCACCACAAGGUCGGGUGAGUUAGCGCUGGUACUGCGAAAAGGGAAGUGGUAUUACAUGUAUUGCUCACGAUUCGGAAUGCAAUUGGAUAUAAAUGAAAACGGAAUUUUCUGAAGCUGCAGUAGUACGAACAUCAGGACACUGACAACUUGUGUGAUAUUCAUGCUGUGUACGAGUUCACGUCUGUGUUGUGGAGUGUGAAAGUGUGUGGCUGACUUGCAGCUGGCUUGCUCCGUGUGGCGUGGUGCUUGCGAACCGUUGACGCUGAGCUCAUUAUCUGAGGAGGAAAUUCUAAGACCUUCGAAUUCUUGGAAAUCACGGCUUGCGGUGCGGGGCGCUGUAAUAGGUCUGUGCGCACACACGUAAGGGAGGCCUGAUCAUUCAGGAGCAGUGGAGAGCUCUCCAGUAGGGCUCAUAUCGUCAGUUGCCUUCUCCGAGGCGAGUCGAAGAGAGAAUAUUGCUUGAGAUUUCUCUGGUUCCGCUGAUCGUUUUCUCGACGUUGAUGUGCGGGGGGAUUCGGUCGCCGGUCUGUGUCAAUAGAGUACUGUGUGACAAGCCAGGGUGCGCCGCACGGGCCCCGAUGCCGCCCGGCACUAUGUCUCACCAUCACUACCAGAACUCUCUGGUCUCCACGUGUAGUGGCACGACCAGGACCCCAAGAAGUACAGCAGACGAUCUAGAGCGUCUACGACUAGCCGUAAACACCUUGCACACGUCGGGUUGGUACCACGGCGCCAUGACCUUCGUCGAAGCCAAACGAAAACUUAAACACUGCGACGUCGGAACUUUCCUUGUGAGGGACAGCUCCAAACCGAAUUACCUGUACUCGCUCAGCGUCAAGACACCGAUGGGUACCACCAGCGUGCGGAUCGAGUACGAGUAUGGCAAGUUCACGCUGGAUUCGGAGGAGGAGCUCCGAAGGUGCGCACCCAGCUUCGACUGUGUCGUCAAACUCUUACACUACUACAUGCCCAGGAUGGGCCAAAAAGACGAAAAGGAACAGCUCCAGAAGAGCAUAGAGGACGGCAACCAGAAAAACAACACCGCCGGUCAGCUGGUCUGGCGAGAGCCGUCCGGACGGAGAGCCAUUGCCGCUCAGAUCAUUAAGCCUUUACGGUCGCAAGUGCCCAGCUUGCAGCAUCUGUGUCGAGUUUCGCUGAACCGCUAUGUAGAGCCUCGACACCAGGCAGACCUGCCCUUGCCCGGCAAACUGAAGGGAUAUCUGAAGCAGUACCCCUUCGAUCAAUGAUGAUGCUUACAGGGAAUCCCUAUGACAUUUGCUGUGUAGAGAUUCCUUCCGCAAACGAAGGAACACAUCUUAAAGGAACGUUGCAGGUGGCAGGACAAGGUUCCUUCCCUAAGCGCCGACGCGUCAUUUCUUUGAUGGAACAGCGGCUCCCGGGUUGUGACUAUGGAAACAUGGGUGCAUUCAUUAGUGGAACGGCCUACUUGAAAGUCAAGAAAGUCGGGAUCAAGUCCACGGCCCGCUGCGUGUUUGCCUCCACCCCUGCGGCCUUACCCCUUCACCAUGUGGCUACGUGACCCCUGCUUGCUGUCUGCUGUUAACCGCAGCUUGAACGGGGUGACGGGCUGACCGGUCAACUUUGGAGCUAGUAAGGAGAAAAACUAACCGCUUCCAACAUCCUGUUUACUUGCACGUGUGUGUUCCCAACCACAUACGCAAUUCAAAGGGUCAAUUGAACGUGCCUUACAUUUCGUAAUGAUCUUUUGCAUAUCAAACAGAUCCUGUGUUGGUUUUAAUCAAAAUUUGUACUGAAAAGGGGGUUUUUUGGUCUUCAAAUUGACUGAUUACAUGUUGUACAAGGAUUUAAUCGGUCUGUCAACAAAGAUUUCUGAACUUAUUUUCUGAGUAAAAAAUAUCUUUCACUUGCAAACAGUCACCCACUAUUUUCCGUUCCUAGAAAUGAGCACGAUCACCUACAGUGUGAAACCAUACCAACAAAGCUUCAAGUCGCCUGUCGAAAACUUGCACCAAGUGUUUACUGGACCAGCUUAUUUGAAACAGUUGGUUAGUUCAAACUGUUAUCUACCUCCAUGGUUAGUGACAGUGGAUUUUGAAUCAGCAUUCUGGCUCCUCGGUACUUGGUGUGGAGUUAUACGGGAGGUUCGCUUGGAACUUAGAUUGGUCAAUUAAAUCUUUGUAGUUUAUUGUUUCUCCUGCCAUAGUGACAUAAGGUACGGUUUAAUCAUGGGUUAAUAUACGUCUACUUCAGACGUGUCAGACUGACACUUCACAAAGUAGUUUCGAUUUGCUUUAUAUCGAAAUAUAAUGACAGCAGGGUCCUGUUAAGCUAACAACUUUGUAUUGUAGUAACAAAGCACCAGGAUGUUCAAAUGAAACUCUCUGCGCAUAAUAUUGCUGGGAAAAAAGACCAAAGUCCAUUGUUUGCAAAGACUGAAGGUCGAGUUUUAAGCCUGAAAUAACUCAUGCGCUAGUUAGGAAGGCGUGGAAUUAAGGGUUAAUAUAUAUGUGAAAAUGGCCGGGUAGUUUUCUGGGAAAGCCCGACAUAUCUGAAAAUUAAUUUCCGUCAUUUGCAUUCGGGUGUUUCUGAUAAAUCACCUAAUGUCUACGUAAUACGGAUAUAAUGUUGAGGGUAAACGUGUCGGAUCCGGGGCAUUCUGUUUUUCCUCGUUUUUGAUUGAAUUUCGUCACAAUGGUAUGUACCAGUUCACAUCCCUCGCGAUUCAGAGAGAAAAAAGGUGAAAUAAUUUUGUAAAAAUUGCUGUUUGUUGUACACCCACUGGAGAAGGUACAUGUAUGUAUCCUCAUUAGCUUCAAAAUCCAAUAGAUGAGCAAUGGAUAAUUUUCUCCUUUUUUUGUGUUACUGGGAAAAACACAAUGGCCCUCUGUGCAUUUUUGGAGUAGCAUUAUCUGCCCCUUACGUAACGUUUCUUUCAUUUCUUUUGUUAAGAAGGACGCCUAGUGCCUGGUCACAAAAGCAAAGGGUUUACGAGCUAUAAAGGUUGAGACGAAAAUGGCCGCGGCUCGUUGUCGACAAUAUGAAUGUGUUGUAAGCUCCCGAGGCCCAGGAGGGUCACCGCAAACAAUGAGACACUUCCUGUAGGCCUUUUUGAAGUAGAUGAGGGACUGUCCUUCAAAGAAUGGCUCCUCACUCUCUGCGGUUUUCAACUUACAGGGUUCAGUGGACAAGUUGUGACCUGUCUCUAGAGUUCAGUAGUUUUCAUGCUCGCCCACAAAGAACACUGUUCUUUUUUAAAUUUCCGUUUAAAAGUAAAGAAUAUAGACUCAUUUGAUUUUUGAUAUAAGAUAUACAGUAGUGCUUGAAUGCACUCGGAAAAAAACGCCAGAAUCGUUAACACAUUAGCAAUGCACUUAGUAAUACGUUUCUAAUCUGUAACUGGUAGGCACGGUGCAACUCAUUCAUUUGAAAAGUCAGGUUAUUCUGUCUGGAUUAAAAAAAUCACUGAUGUAAAAUAGUGCACACGUGGCAAUCUUUUGGUCGGGAUGAACUUGUGUGCGUGAGUCUACUACUGAGCAAAAGAGAUGUUUCACCGUUUAAAUAAUGGCCGUGUUCCUUUAACGCCACAUUAAGGGUCUGUUUGCGCUGUGCACUCGCCCUUGAACUUUUUUAUGAGUUCCUCUUAACCGGAGAAAAACAUUGUAAUCAGAAGUAUUUCCUGUGAAGCUAUACGGCCCCAAAAGAUAUCCUGUGUUUAUAUAGACCGCCGCACUCACAGGAAAGACUAGUGUGAAUUUGCAGAUUUUGGAUAAGCCAUAAAUUAUCUGUAUUUUUCAGGGCAUAUUAUACUUGCCUUAUUAACCGAAACUGAGGUUUGUACCCGAUAACAAAACAAUGGAGCACUUGUGAACAAGAAAAUGGAAAGGUAGAAAAUAGGCAAUAUCCUUGUCGCAAAUUAAUCAAGAAGAUAACAUGUCUAAAAUGUACAAAUUGUCUCCUCUAAAGUCAAGGUUGUUCAGAGACAUAUGUAAGUCUGGCUCAAUUCUACUCUCCUCAUUCAAGGCGUGUUAUUAUGUUGGUCAUAUGGCUUUGAUUUGAAGAGUAUUCCUCAGGUACUUGGUAAAGUAAAUCUGUUGUGACGAUAAUUAAUUGAUAUGGUUCUCACUGCUAUAGCCAGACAGGGGCACACACACACAGCUCGCGUACAGCGUUGCCAUUACAACCGCGAUGAUGGAAAUGAGUUCCUGGAAGUCCGUGGCAUGAUGAAUGCGAAUUGCUUGGCGGUCCGUGUCGCGAACGGCUAGGCAUGCGGGAAGUGCUUCGAAUAUGCAACUAGCGAGCAGGCGAGCAUAAUCUGAUCGCGCACCUGCAGUGCGUUGUGGGUUCAGACACGCAGAUUCGUGUGCACCGUCCUUGGUGGUUUCGAGUCCCACUGUCCAAUACCUGGAAAGCUGUAGGCCCAUAAGUAUUUGAUUGAUUUGAGGCAUGACUAACGUCAGAUUGCAGUGUAAGCAGCGUAGCCGGAUUCGCGGACAUGCUGCCCGCGACAUGCAGCAAAUAUUUAUGGAACAUUUUCUGUCGUUAUAAAUUUAGUAUACAUAUAUGUAUAACUAAGUCUACGCCACAUCCUAGGUCGGUCUCUUCUAAUAUAAGGUCUGUUAGUCAUUUAGGUGGUCGUGCAAACGGGAGAUACGGUUGAACGAUUGAUGGUGUGAAAGUUCAGUCUUUAAAAUUACAAGUACUUGUGCUGUUUUGUAAGUUUGCAAUACUUCAGUAACUUUUCAAUGAAAUGUAAAACCUCACACACAAUGGUUGUGUACAUGUACUUAAUCAAAAAAGAGAAAUUUAUAAACUUUCCGGGAAUUACCACACGUGUACAUCACUGAAAAUUAGUUUGUCGCCAACUUUGUGCGUUUUUAUUCGCAGAUUAAUUCCUAGAAAUGUUUACCAAUUCAGCAGAGAGCAGUGAACUCACCGCGAGGCAAAAGAGUGGUGGGUUAACGGUCCAAUCGGAAUGCUUCACAGACGGACAUCACUAGCUUUAGUUAGCCGUGAAAGGGGAGGCUUUUAUCCUGUAACUAUUUUAAAAAACUGCAAGUUAAAUGCCGGCUUAUGAAUAUGUAAAUAAUGUAUAUAUUAUGUACAGUUAUUAUAUUUAUACAGCGUAUGAGGAGAGUACAAAGUUAUAUACAAAUUUUGCAGGUGUACCUAAUCGCUAGUGUUUUUUUUAUGAAAUGUUGAAUUCACAAGUGCAAUAUAGUCGUUCCAAAAUUGCAAAGAAAGGUGUCAGUGUGUUGAUGGUGAAAUAAACGAGUAAGAGGUCACGUGA
Molecule: messenger RNA, 5354 nt
Organism: Acanthaster planci (crown-of-thorns starfish)
Lineage: Eukaryota; Metazoa; Echinodermata; Asteroidea; Valvatida; Acanthasteridae
Product: suppressor of cytokine signaling 2-like
Biological process (GO): phosphatidylinositol phosphate biosynthetic process; intracellular signal transduction
Cellular component (GO): phosphatidylinositol 3-kinase complex
Molecular function (GO): 1-phosphatidylinositol-3-kinase regulator activity
Source: RefSeq, a predicted model, not a curated record